UUUUGUAAUAGAUAAAAAAAAAAAGAUAGGCACUCGUUUUACAGUUAAUCGGAUUCCAUUUAUAGUGUUAAUGGUUACAACAAAUGGUUUAUUAAUACGAUGAUUUAUUAAUACGGACAAUGUUUGUUGUCGUCGUCGUCGACGGUGGUGAUACUGAUACAGUUCUAUGGUGAAACAAAAUGACAGAAGUUCGAGACACUUUACCGAAGUCGGGACGUGUUAAUGAAGUUUGUAAAGAAUGGUUGGUGAGAGAAGAUGGUGCGCUGGCGUACCAACUACAAUCCAAAGAAAUUUCUGAACACUAUUCCGGAAACAAGCACCGCAAUGCGCUGGUUCGCGAGGAUUUGCCAAAAGCGCGCGAAGUUCAAAUGCGCGAAAAGGCCGAGGCCGAGCACAGGGCCAGGCUCUACCACGAGAUGAUAAACGAACAGGAGCAGGCUGAUGCCAGAUUGGCGCGCGAAUUGGCAGAAAAAUUAGAAAGGGAUGAAAGGGAGCAGCAGAGACGUGCUGAAGAAAUGGACAAGGAAAUUGCACGAAGGCUGCAGCAGGAGAGAGAAGCGUCUUCGCAAAUCAACAAGACUUCAAUAAAACCUCCGUCGACUGAUUCGAGAAAACAUAGUGGCCAAAGGUUACCAGCACCUGCACCAAGUGGUAGUGGUAGUCAACAAAAUUCUCCUUCUUCGUUUCUGGACCAUAGUCGUCAUUUGGUAACACAUGGGGUUGCCAUACCACCUGAUGCGGUCGACUACUACAACGACUCAGGUAUCCAUUCCAGUCCAACAGGAGCAGGUGGUUAUAUAAGUGGCAGCAUGAGCCCUGCAUCUCCUCCAGUUUUACACGACCCCAACAGCCCCAUGGGCGACGGCCACAGCCCCAUGGCUCAUCUAACACAAGACUACAUCAGAAACAGUCCUUUGCCAAUGAUGGGUAACCGAUCACAAAUGAAAUACCAACACGAUGGUGCAAAUCACAAUUUUGAUAUGAUGCCAUCGACUAGCCAAAAUAACACAAUGAUCGACCACGGGGUGAAUUUGAAUCAGUUCCAUCACCAAGCCCCCAGUUAUAGAGGACCACCGCCGCCACUGCCGACUGAUGUUCAUUCCGAUGAAGCCAAAUUGAUGUACCACCAGACUAGGCAUAAUGAUCUGGGGCUGCCUCCUGGUUCUGAUCUGGCUAAACGAUUUGAAAGGGUUAAUAUUUCAUCGAAUCAUCCCGAAAGUUCGAGACAUCGAGGUGGUGAUGAUUUGGAUGAACGGUUGUUGCAAGAACGUAAGGAUGCCGAAUUGGCAAGGCAAUUACAAGAAGAAGAAAGUUCUGACCGUAACGUCCAAUUAGAUCGAGACAGAUUAAUUGCCAUCGAAGCCCAAGACCAGGAAUUGGCUCGGCUGCUUCAAGAAAGGGAAAGAUCAAAAGCCAAAAGAGCCAAAGAACGUGCAAAGCAACGAGCGUUGGCCAAAAAGCAGCAAAACAUGACACCACCGACAAGCCUCACCAACCCGGAACAAGUCUCCGAUAAUACAUCAAGGAUGCUUGAAGACUCCUAUUCGAAUCCUGUGGACUUGAUUACUAGUCCACAAAACAAUUCUGUCGAAUACAAUUAUACGAAUCCUUUGGAUUGUCGGCGAACUGGGAAUGAAGGCGAUAGGAACCAAAUUAGGGAUUUGCACAAGCCGGGGACGUCUUGUGGUGGAGGAGAGAUGGAACAAGAUUACAAAUCGAAUAUGCAAUACAACGCUCUAGACUUCUCAAGACAGCCUCAAUCAACAAUGCAAGGUACAGGUAAACCAAAAAUGGAACUGCCUAAAGAAGACGCUCCAAAUAUUCCAACAGAAUCUCAAAACAGAUAUCCUGCAAAAAGUUUUGUCAAAAACGGCGUCAUGGUUUCCGACACAUACAGUGAUCCUCUACAACUAAGAGACGACGUCAACUACUCCUAUCCAGUGGAUUCGUUGAGGAAUACAAACCAGGGUCUUUCAUCAAAGAAACGGAGUAUGAUUAUGAGAAACCCAUAA
Molecule: messenger RNA, 2012 nt
Organism: Ctenocephalides felis (cat flea)
Lineage: Eukaryota; Metazoa; Arthropoda; Insecta; Siphonaptera; Pulicidae
Exons: 10
Coding region: 180-2012 (610 amino acids)
Source: RefSeq, a predicted model, not a curated record